GAGCUGCUUUAGGGAGGGCAGGAGGACAGUUGCUUCCCGCAGCUCCUAUGGACCUCUGAGCAAGGGGGGCGAUUUCCAGCCCCUCUGAGGGAGUCUGGUUCAUGGCAUGAGACUUGGCAGAUGCUUAAGUGCUUCAGGGAGCCAGAGGCAUCCACCUGGAACCACAAAACAAACCAAAAUGGGUUUGGGGAAGUGUCAAACAGGAGACAAAGGACCCGCAGAAUGGAGCCACAUGGCUGGGAAGGUUCUGGCCCAGCAGUGGGAACGUGGACAGGGGCACGGGGCUGAGCUGGGUUGCUGCCCCUCUGACCAAAACCCUCUGUGCCCCACGGUGCAGGUGCUGGUGUGAUGGCCCAGGACAUCUGCAGCUCCCCAGGGGAUGGUGACCUCCCAGCUCCAUUCCUCCAUAUGCAAACCAGUGUCACUUUGGAUGCAGCACAGGAGGGAGAACAGAUUUUGUUUCGGUGCCAAAUAGUCACGAAGUCUCCCGUCACCCGAAUUGUCUUCUGCAAGGAUGGGGUGGAGUUUCACAGCCUGAAAGCCCAACAGGAUAAGGGGAGCUACUACGUGCUCUUCACCACGACGAGGCGGAGCACGGGGACAUACACAUGUGGAUACCAGGACAAGGACAACAGCAACCCAGUGAGGAACUCUGCCCUCAGUGCUCCCCAGAACCUGAGAGUCACAGGCAGUGGGUCCAGCUCCCAGGCAGGGACAGCCACCAAUGCUUCUCUGCCCCCAGAUACCAAUCCCCUGGGCUUUCAGACCUUUUCCCAAGACAUUACGAUAGGAUUGGUGACCAUCUCUCUCUUCCUCCUGGCUGCAGCCACCUACUGUUUUGUGAGGAAAGGGGCCUGCAGAGAGAGAUGCCAAAGACAGCAGCAAGUUCCCAGCCAUGAGGCUGAAGGGACUGAUGACAAUGAAAUACACUACUCCACCAUCGCCCACGUUGGACGGAACAGGCCUCGUGUGCAAGAGCUGAACAGCAGCACAACCUAUGCCUCGGUGAGGCCCUCCCACAGCCAGCCCAGGGAGUGCUCCAGCAUGGCCAGUGCCCAGGGAGAAUGGCCCAGCCCAGCCUGUUCUCUCUGACAGAGCUCCUGAGCUGGGAAAAUGGGGCUGGGGGGUCCAGGCUGGGCUUGCUUGGGCUUUGCUGGGCUGGGCAAGGGCUGGGAGCUGGGAGCCUUGGAGCUGCUCCUCCAGCUCCUCCUCUCACCAUGUUCUCCCCUUUCCCUUCCCAACCCCACUUCCACCCCCCAUGGCUCAGGGGGUUUACAGACAUUCCCUGCAGCUCCCAGUGGCUUUGUCCCUGUCCCCAGGAACCUGCCCUGUGCCAACCCCUGGGCUCGUCUGCACCACUUCUGGUAGGGAAUUGCCAGCACUUGGCUUGGCAGGGCAACACCUCCCCACGAGCCCUGGCCAUGCCAACAUGUCCACAUCCAGCCCUUCCACCAGGCCCAGCCCUCACUCAUUAGAAGUGUGUUCUGGAUGCCUUGAACCAAAGGGAUCUCUGUGACUUGCACAAGUAUCAACAAUGUCUGAUGGAUAAAUCCAUAUCAAAUCUAUUCCCUAUAUUGCACAUGGACAUGU
This is a messenger RNA of Neopelma chrysocephalum (saffron-crested tyrant-manakin), 1590 nucleotides long. RefSeq lists its product as uncharacterized. The transcript is spliced from 8 exons. The record is from RefSeq and is a predicted model, not a curated record. Bases 349 to 1092 code for a protein of 247 amino acids. Lineage: Eukaryota; Metazoa; Chordata; Aves; Passeriformes; Pipridae.